AUGAAUCGAGAAGAAUUACUCGAAUUAAUAAAACAAAAAGAUGAUAUUGAAAAAGAAUUACUUGAAUUAGGAAAUGAACUUAAACUACAAAAUAAUGUUGGAAUGACAGGUGAACUUGUCGAUAAAGAAGGAUAUCCUAGAAAUGAUAUUGAUCUUGUUAGAGUACGUCAAAUACGACAGCGAGUUAUCUGCUUACAAAAUGAUCAUAAAACAUUGAUGAAACAAAUCGAAGAUGGCCUGAUACAAGUUCAUGAAAGUACUAUCAAAAAUCCAUCGAAUACUACUGAUGCGAUAACAACUGCUCCUCCGAGCAAUGCUAAUUUACCUAAAAAAGAGCCAUUUUUACGUGUUGAUAUUGUCAGUAAGCAAUCACCUGCUGAACUAGCUGAUCUACAUGUUGGUGAUUUGAUUUGUCGCAUUGGUACAAUUCGUAAAGAUAAUUUUCGUACGAUGCAAGAUGUCGCAGCACUUGUAAACAAUAGUGAAAAUCGUUCAAUUACAUUAUUUGUUGAACGUGUCAAUACAAAAGAACAGCAGACAUUGACAUUAACACCAAAAAAAUGGUCUGGAAAUGGUUUAUUAGGCUGUAAAUUAACACCAUUGAGUUGA
Molecule: messenger RNA, 609 nt
Organism: Rotaria socialis
Lineage: Eukaryota; Metazoa; Rotifera; Eurotatoria; Philodinida; Philodinidae
Source: the annotation of a GenBank genome assembly